AUGCCCGAUGGCGAGUACAAGAUGCCGAUCUUGGAGUACUCGGCCAUUGGCAAACGCUCUCUACUCGAAGGUGCCUAUCUCACUCGCACAUCACCUUGCGGAGUCAACUGCUCCUAUGAUCUCCAAUUUGCGGCUCCGUCCCUUCAAUGUAAGGACGCGAACCCUGUUUCAACAGCGAAAUUGUACUUCAACACGGACCUCAACGACACCUACGCGCAAAAUGGAUUCUAUCGAGCUUCUCAUUAUCCCCACAAUCCUAACUUCAAGAGAGUCAACGAUCUGUAUGAAUUUGUCAUGAUCUGGGCCGAGAGUGAUGGGCAGCGGCAGAAUGCUACAUUGCGGGCGCUGAACUGCGUCGCAAUGGCGGCCACUUACAAUUCUCAUGCCAAUUACACCAACUCCAUUCAGACUAUAACUGUGGGUAUAUCGAACGAGAAACCGCUGAAUGCAACAGCGUUGUUUUACCCCAACCUUUUCUACGGCGAGCAACAUGCCAAAGACGGCCCGAAUGGCAUCGAAUACAUAUACCCGACGUAUACUCAUACCAAAGACGAAUUGAACGUCUUAUUCAACGGCUGUCAGCUUCUCUCUAUGGUCGAAACCCUCACAGAGCCACUCAAGGGCGAUGCUGUUUAUCUCGGGACCGACGGUUACAACAGGAGCAGUUCUUUGAUUCAAGAAACGCCUCUCACGAGGGCAACGUAUGACGAACAAAUGAAGGACUACACGUACAUGGAGUACAAGCUGUCUCCAGACAUUCUUCGCGAUCUCAUGACCAAUGUCUCCCUCUCAAUAUUCAAUGACGGUCAACACUUGACUUCAACUUCCGUCACGACCGAAACCUAUAGACUGAGUUACGUUUUCAAGUCCCCCUGGAGACUCAUUGCAGUGUACGCCGCAGACUUGAUUGUCACUGCGAUCUUCUUGCUACUCGGCUUAAUUGCCAUGUUCCAGAACGGCGUCGCCGCGACUCCUGGAGGCUUCCUGCAGAUCUUGUGCACCACGACUCAUGAACAUGGAACUUUGAAUCGGUUGGCGAGACAGGCUUGUUCUGGUGGCAAGGAGGGCAUGUCUGAGCAUUUAAAGAAGCUCAAGGUCAGGUUUGGGGAGAUUGUGGAUGUGAAUGAGGAUUUGCGGUUUGCGGCAUUCGGGACGGAGGAAGAGACGAGCUUGUUGGUUAAUAAAAGGGCGCAUGGUGGUAUGUAG
Messenger RNA from Colletotrichum chrysophilum, 1206 nucleotides. RefSeq lists its product as uncharacterized. The transcript has 3 exons. The coding region runs from base 1 to 1206 and encodes 401 amino acids. The record is from RefSeq and is a predicted model, not a curated record. Lineage: Eukaryota; Fungi; Ascomycota; Sordariomycetes; Glomerellales; Glomerellaceae.